GAAAUGAAGAAUAAACAUAGAAUUUAUUUUAGCAGACCAAUAUUAAAAACGAAAAUUUCGAAUGAGCUAAAUUUUGUUGUUAUUUUCUGUUAAUACAUAUUUCAAAUAUGCCUUUCUCUUUAAAAUCAAAUUUAUCUCUCAUUUCCAAACUGCUGAAAAUUCAAAAGCAAAUUACUGGUGCUGGAAGUCGACUUUAUUCAGCUGAAGCUACAUUCCAAACAAAGCCUUAUAAAUUACAUCUGUUAGAUAAUGGCCCCUCAUCAGAUGUGAGUGUCAACAAAGAAGAUGCUCUUAAAUAUUACAGAGAUAUGAUGGUAAUUAGAAGAAUGGAAACUGCAGCUAAUAGCUUAUACAAAGAAAAAAUAAUUAGAGGAUUUUGUCAUUUAUAUUCUGGUCAAGAAGCUUGUGCUGUAGGAAUGGAAGCAGCUAUCCGUAAAAGUGAUGCUGUGAUAACAUCAUACAGAGCUCAUGGAUGGACAUACCUGAGAGGUGUGAGUGUCAAAGGUGUCCUUGCUGAAUUGACAGGUAGAGAACCAGGUUGUGCUAGAGGAAAAGGAGGUUCUAUGCAUAUGUAUCAUGAUAAUUUUUAUGGCGGAAAUGGUAUUGUUGGUGCACAAGUUCCUUUAGGUGCUGGUAUAGCUUUUGCAUUACAUUAUCAAGGACGUGAUGAUAUAUGUCUUGCUCUUUAUGGUGAUGGAGCUGCCAAUCAAGGUCAAGUGUUUGAAGCUUUCAAUAUUGCUAAACUAUGGAGUAUACCAGUAAUAUUCAUCUGCGAAAAUAAUGGCUUUGGUAUGGGUACAAGUGUUGACAGAUCUUCAGCUUCAACAGAUUAUUACACAAGGGGUGAUUAUAUUCCUGGCCUUUGGGUUGAUGGAAUGGAUGUGUUAGCUGUCAGAGAAGCAACAAGAUUCGCUUCUGAACUGUGUCGUGCUGGAAAAGGUCCUUUAAUUAUGGAAGUUGCUACAUAUCGUUAUCAUGGUCACAGUAUGAGUGAUCCUGGAACAAGUUAUCGAACCCGUGAAGAAGUACAAGAAGUCAGACAAACUCGAGAUCCAAUCACUUCUUUCAGAGAAAAAAUCAUUAAUGCCAAUUUAGUCACAGCUGAUGAAUUGAAGAAAAUCGACCAAGAAGUUCGAAAAGAAGUGGAAGAGGCUGUAACUGUUGCCAAAACAGCCAGUGAAAUUCCUGUUGAUGAAUUGUAUACUGAUAUUUAUGUUGAGCCAAUUUAUACAAAAAUUCGAGGUGUUACUCCAUUUACUGAACAUACACAUAAGAGAUUAGCUUCUCCUCAAAACUUAUAAUAAUUUAAUUUUAUAACUUUUUUGCAAUAAAUAGCCAAAGCGAACUGUUUAGGACACUUGUACAUACCUACAUUAUAUUUUAAAUUAUUGUUAAUGUAUAAUGCAUCUGUUUUUGGUAUUUAUAAAUUAUGUAAAGUAGCUUAACUGUGCUUUUUUAAUAUGUCUCUGAGUUAACAAGAAAUUGGUUUAUCUUUAAAUAUACUUAGUUACCUAAACUUCCUACUGUCUCAAUAACUAUUCAAGGAAUAAACUUCUGAGAAUGAUUUUUAAGUGUGUUCUGUACAUUAUUAGCAAUAUAAAUGGUAUGAAUCCUUUUGAUAGAGAUUUUAAAAUAUUUUUAUGCAUGCAAUUUAUAUUUAAGAUAUUUUUAGGCUAUCCUUAGUCAUGCAUUUUGCAAGUUUUAUAAACAAACUCUUAAAGCACAACUAUUUCCUAUGUGACGGUGUUCAUAUUACAUUUAUUUUAACUUACUAGGAAAAAUGUUGCAUAUUAAGAAAAGUAUAAUUUUAUAGAAUAAUGUUUAUGCCUUUACAUCCUUUUGAAAAUAAAUUGAGUUCUUCCAAUGUGAAAAAUGUAUUUGUUGUAAUUUUUGAAUAUAUCUUAGUUGAAUGGCAAUAUGUGUUAACUAAAGGGAAAUGUAAAAGAUAUUUGUUUUAUUUGAAUCUUUAGUAACCUGUGGUAUUAUUAAUUAUAUUUGCUUUCAUCAAUACUUAUGUGACUAGAGGGCUGAAACCUCUUGCUUCCUGUAGAUCAAAAUCAUUAGGAUUUAAAUUUGUAAUACCUUAUUUGAUUACUAUGCUAUUUUGGUUUAUAAACGUUUGUUGCAACA
Molecule: messenger RNA, 2130 nt
Organism: Argiope bruennichi
Lineage: Eukaryota; Metazoa; Arthropoda; Arachnida; Araneae; Araneidae
Product: probable pyruvate dehydrogenase E1 component subunit alpha, mitochondrial
Exons: 9
Coding region: 108-1301 (397 amino acids)
Biological process (GO): pyruvate decarboxylation to acetyl-CoA
Cellular component (GO): intracellular membrane-bounded organelle
Molecular function (GO): pyruvate dehydrogenase (acetyl-transferring) activity
Source: RefSeq, a predicted model, not a curated record